Molecule: messenger RNA, 741 nt
Organism: Aaosphaeria arxii CBS 175.79
Lineage: Eukaryota; Fungi; Ascomycota; Dothideomycetes; Pleosporales
Exons: 2
Coding region: 1-741 (246 amino acids)
Biological process (GO): rRNA processing
Cellular component (GO): nucleus; preribosome, small subunit precursor; preribosome, large subunit precursor
Source: RefSeq, a predicted model, not a curated record
AUGGCCUCAGAAGCACAGAACAGCCCGUUCAUAAAGAACCUCGCAUCAAGCGACAAAAAAGUCCGCGACACCGCCCUCUCCUCCCUCCGCGCCUACCUCUCCGCGCAAACCACGAUCCCGCCCCUCGACCUCCUCAAGCUCUGGAAAGGCCUCUUCUACUGCCUCUGGAUGCAAGACAAACCCGCGAUCCAGCAGCGACUCUCCCGGGACCUCGCGUCGCUCGUCCUCGACCUGCAAGACGGUGUCGCGCUGCCGUUCGUCGAGGCGUUCUGGGUGACCAUGGCGAGGGAGUGGAGCGGGAUCGAGGCGCUGCGCAUGGACAAGUUUCUGUAUCUCGUCAGGCAGUAUGUUAAUGUUUCGUUUCGAGUGGUUGCGAGGGGGGAGUGGGGGGAUGGAGAGAAGGUGGAGAGGUGUGUGGGGAUUUUUGAGGAGACGCCGUUGAGUGCUGGGGAUGUUAAGGUGCCGAAUGGGAUUCGGUAUCAUGUUUUGGAUGUUUAUGUUGAUGAGUUAGAGAAGGUGGCGGGGGAUGCGUGGGAGAAGAUGCCCGUGGAGAAGAUGUUGGAGCCGUUGAGUAAGAUCGCGAAGGAGAGUCCUACGAAGAGUGUGAGGGAGUUGGCGAAGGAGAGUUUGCAGGAUGAGAGGGUGAGGAGAUGGAAGGGGGAGGAGGCGAAGGGGGAGGAGGCGAAGGGGGAGGAGGGGGAGGAUGGAGAAGAGGAGGAGUGGGGUGGCUUUGAUGAUUAG